Penicillium waksmanii is the source of this 1056-nucleotide messenger RNA. RefSeq names its product prefoldin subunit 2. The record is from RefSeq and is a predicted model, not a curated record. NCBI's taxonomy places the organism in Eukaryota, Fungi, Ascomycota, Eurotiomycetes, Eurotiales, Aspergillaceae. The coding region runs from base 1 to 1056 and encodes 351 amino acids. The transcript has a single exon.
AUGACCGUAGGGGAUCUUCUACCCCCUUUGUCCAACUUUGAUGAGGCCAGCAACGCCGACGAAAACCCCGCCGAUGGAAACCACGAUUUUACCCUAGGCUUAAGUCUGACCGACCUCGUGGCAUUAGAUGCUGAAGAUUUAGUCCCAAUACCAAUUGAGACCCAACUGUCCUUUUGCGGCAGCCCGUUGGACAGAAUGCAGUCCGCCAUGCCGUUUAUCGCUGGUAGUUCCCUGAGUAGCCCCAUGCGACUACUCAAUUCCAAGCUGGAUGCAACAAUUUUGGAUAACAGGCUCAUAACGAUCCACGACACAAUUGUGACGGGAUGUGCUUCCCGUUUUGCGGAUUACGACUGCAACCUAUAUGCAACGACUUCACGAUACCGACUGGAAGGUGGGGCUCGAUGGCCCUCGCAGGAAUAUACGCUUGACCUGUUAGACCUAAAGUUGGCUAAAAAUGAUGUGACCUACACGUUAACCGCAAUAGGGAUCGUCCGUUUCCUCGAUCAUUUUAGCGACCUCUACGGCAACCGACUUAGCUCGGGUGCACGCAAGCUGUCCGAUGCUGCGCUAAAAGCGGUGCUGCGCGCCUUUUCGCUCCAGUGGCUAACUCCUGAGCGUACAUCAACCACUGAUAGUAUUUUGGAUGACGGCCAUACGACAUGCGAAAUAUCUAGAAACGCGUUCUUUGAUUCCUGGUUCACCGCGCGAGAAGUUCUCAGAAAUGCACAGUCUAUCCAGUCGUUCAGGACUGUCUAUGCAAUUUUACUUUUCGAUGGCAUUGCCGUCCCGGCCAAGGCCUCAGCCGAGUCAGCGCAUGAGUUCCUGGACAUCGGCCUGCGAAAUCUGUGUUCAUUGGAUGCGCUUGUCAGACAAUAUUGUACAAACCUAGCAGCACAUUCUACCUACAGCGGUGCCUUGGAAGCCAGCCUGAAUGUAGUGCGUUGGGGUGGAUACAUUCGUGAUAUUGGGGCAUCGCUCACAACAGAUCGUCGAUGUCAGCUGCCGGCCAUCGCAGGCUAUGGUAAAAGUGAGUUGGCAACCCUCUAUGAUCUGUGA